Messenger RNA from Colletotrichum higginsianum IMI 349063, 1572 nucleotides. RefSeq names its product Lignostilbene dioxygenase. NCBI's taxonomy places the organism in Eukaryota, Fungi, Ascomycota, Sordariomycetes, Glomerellales, Glomerellaceae. The transcript is spliced from 5 exons. The coding region runs from base 1 to 1572 and encodes 523 amino acids. Gene Ontology annotation, molecular function: carotenoid dioxygenase activity. The record is from RefSeq and is a predicted model, not a curated record. Gene Ontology annotation, biological process: carotene catabolic process.
AUGGCCGGCCACUUCCGCGGCUCGCUCGCCGACCCACCCGCCAAAUCCUUCCCGGACCGGCCCCAGUUCUCCGGCUUCAUGAAGCCGUGCCGCUUCGAGGGCGAGGUCCGCAACCUGGAGAUCGUCGGCACCGUCCCCGCCGAGCUGGACGGCGUCUUUUACCGGGUGAUGCCCGACCCCCAGUUCCCGCCCUUUAUCGAGGACGACCCCUGGUUCAACGGCGACGGCAACGUCUCGGCCUUCCGCUUCCACAACGGCAACGUCGACUUCCAGCAAAAGUUCGUCCGAACCGAAAAGUUUGUCAGGGAAAGACAGGCAAACCGCGCUCUCGGAGGUCUCUGGUGGCCCCCUUUCCCUCCUUUCUUCGCUCACUCGUACACCGACGCCGUCGAGUUCAAGGUGCGCACCACGGCCAACACGAACGUCUACUACUUCAACGGGUCCCUCCUCGCCAUCAAGGAGGACGCGCCCCCUUACCGCCUCGACCCCAACACCCUCGAGACCCUCGGCCUGUGCGACUUUGACGGCCAGCUGCCCAGCUGCACCUUCACCGCCCACCCCAAGAUGGACCCCGUCACCGGCGAGCUCGUGUGCUUCGGCUACGAGGCCAAGGGCGACGGCACCCCGGACGUGUGCUACUUCACCAUCGGCCCGGACGGCAAGUUUCUCGAGACCGUCUGGCUCGUGGCGCCCGUGGUCGGUAUGAUCCACGACUUUGCCAUCACCGACAACUGGGUCCUGUUCCCCAUGAUCCCUCAGAUCUGCGACCUCGAGAGGCUAAAGGCCGGCGGCGAGCACUGGCAAUGGGACCCCAACGUGCCCUUCUACCUCGGCGUCCUGCCCCGACGCGGCGCCAAAGGGAGCGAUGUCAAGUGGCUCCGCGCCCCAAACGCCUUCCCCGGCCACACCACCAACGCCUACGAGACCCCCUCGGGCACCGUCGUCUUCGACCUGCCCCUGACGGACAAGAACGUCUUCUUCUGGUGGCCCGACGCCGAGGGCAACGCCCCGGACCCGCACGACAUCCGCGCGCGCUACGUCCGCUUCGAGUUCGAUCCCCGCGCGGACGCGGACACCCCGGCCUCCCUCGACCUGCCCGCGCCGACGACGCUCCUCCGCCACGACAUGGAGUUCCCGCGCAUCGACGAGCGCGUCCUCUCCAAGCCCCACCGUCACAGCUUCUUCGACAUGAUGGACCCGGCCCUCGGCACCGACUUCGCCGCCAUCGCCCCCGUCCUCGGCGGCGGCCACCCGCUCUACAACGCCCUCGGCCACCUCGACCACCACCACCCCGACGGCGGCACCGAGGAGGCGGGGAAUAAAGGGCUGGAGGUCUACUUCCCGGGCCCGUGGCACAUGGUCCAGGAGCCCGUCUUCGUGCCGCGCUCCGCCGACGCCGCCGAGGGCGACGGCUUCGUCAUCGCGCUCGUCAACAACUACGGCACCAUGUCGAGCGAGCUGCACGUCGUCGACACGAGGCGCUUCUCCGAGCCGGCCGCCGUGGUGAAAGUCCCGAUGAGGUUGCGGGCCGGGUUGCACGGGAACUGGGUGGACGCGAAGGAGCUGUCAUGA